UUUCUUUGAAAAAUCUAAAAAUGGAGAAUACACUGAUUUUCCUAUGAUAAUCAGUAGAAAAUUACCCAUUGAAUUAACCUCCGAAAUAAUCACUUCCAUUCCUUUAAAUCAAAAAUGGGAAAAUAUCCGUGUCUCUGGUUUAUUUGAUAUUUUAAUAAUUAAACAUCAAAAAGAAUUUAUAAUUAAAUUGAAAUUUGAGUAUAAGAGUAUGCAUGAUGUUAUUGGAGAAAUUUUUAAACAAUUGGGUGUUGUGGACGAAUACGUUCCCGGGCCUCUGGUUUCUAAAUUAAAGUAUGGUACUUUGUGUAAUCUUUCUGGAAUGUUUGACGGACUUUUCGAGUGUCUGCACACAUAUUUUUUGAAGUAUUUUAUUGCUUUGCACCCGUUAAUGAAGAAAACUGAUGCCGUUAAAUGGCCUAAUACUAUACCUGAUCUAGACCAGUUCGGAGUUAAUAAUUGUGUUUAUAUGAAGUUGGACAUUAUGAAGGAUGUGUACAAAUAUUUUCGUGAUCUUCCUGCAUCUGAGUAUAGCUAUGCAAACUCUCCUCGGGAUUUGUUUGUUGAGUUUGGAGGUUUACUUAAAGGACAAUUGUGGACUCUCCAAAGUAUUGUUAAACUUUGCAAGAAAUAUGGGGCCGAGGAAGUUGGUGAUUUGUCUGUGCGAUCUGAAACUGCCCCUCCAAAAGCUAACUAA
Messenger RNA from Meloidogyne enterolobii, 694 nucleotides. The record is from the annotation of a GenBank genome assembly. NCBI's taxonomy places the organism in Eukaryota, Metazoa, Nematoda, Chromadorea, Rhabditida, Meloidogynidae.